This is a messenger RNA of Pezoporus occidentalis (night parrot), 2219 nucleotides long. It is a transcript of the gene BPIFC, whose product is annotated as BPI fold containing family C. NCBI's taxonomy places the organism in Eukaryota, Metazoa, Chordata, Aves, Psittaciformes, Psittacidae. Bases 93 to 1400 code for a protein of 435 amino acids. The record is from RefSeq and is a predicted model, not a curated record. Gene Ontology annotation, molecular function: lipid binding. The transcript is spliced from 14 exons.
AUGCGGAUUUUUUGCCACUUACGGUAUGCAUUGUUUAUGAUCAUGUUUGCAUCAUGAAUGUUGUUAACAGGUCCUGAGACAAAGGUGAGAAGAUGCUAAAGACAUGGUAUUCUUUUCUGCUGUGUUGGCUGUCCUUGCAGCUUGAGGCUAAUCCUGGUCUUAAAGUGAGGAUUACUCAGAAGGGGCUGGACUACGGCAGGAGGAUUGGGAUGGAGCUCCUGAAGCAAGAAGUACUGAAAGAGACUUUCCCAAGCUGGAGUGGGCAGGAGAGUUUCUCGGUUGUUAAGGUCAACUAUGUCAUUUCAAGGCUGAGAAUUAAUGCUGUACAUUUCCCAGAGUCUUCUGCUUCCUUUAUUCCUGGCACUGGCAUCAGUCUGUCAGUGGCACAUGCUUCUGCUACUAUCAGUGCAGACUGGAAAAUGAAUGCAUGGCUGCUCAAAGACCAAGGAGGAAUUACGGCGUCAAUCUCAGGACUGUUUAUUGCAGUUGUCAUCAAAGUGUCACGGGAUAGCACAGGCCACUUGUCCAUGUUGCUACACAAUUGCCAGACGAGCAUUAAUAGUGUAAAAGUCAAGUUAAGUGGUAAAUCUAGCUGGAUCUACAGCUUUCUAUCUGGUUACCUUGAGAAGCCCGUUCACACCAAAUUGAAUAAAAAUCUAUGCAUAAAUAUCAGAUACAAAAUCCAGAUGAUGGAUGCGCAGCUUAGAAAGCAUAAGGUCUUAAACCAGAUUGAUGCCUUUGCACAAAUAGACUAUUCCCUAGUUAGUUCUCCUGCAGUCUUCAAAUCACACAUGAACUUGGAUUUGAAGGGCACAGUCUAUCCAGUAGGCAACCGCACAGACCCUCCCUUUGUGCCAGCUCCAUUUGCUCUCCCAAACAAGGAUGAUUCCAUGCUAUACCUGGGAGUUUCCAGUUAUUUUCUUAAGUCUGCUUCACUGGCUUACUACAGAGCAGGGGCCUUUAACAUCACCAUGUCCAAAGAGCUUGCUACAACUUUUAACCUAAAUACUGCCCUAUUCAAAGAUUUCGUUCCUGAGAUUGCCCUGAGUUACGUAACAGCAUGCCCAAUGCUGCUGAAGCUGAUGGCUACCUCACCCCCUGUUGUCAGUUUAAAUGCAGACAGAUGCAUCCUACAUAUCACUGGCUGUGUGGAAGUGUUUGCUGUUCUGCCAUAUUCAACCACCCAGUACAUCUUUGCAGGAAACCUAACAGCCAGUACCAGAGUCUAUUUGACAAUAACCAAACAGAGGCUGAUUAUCUCAUUACUUCUGAAGAGGCUCCACUUCUCCCUGCUGCACUCCAUUCUUGGUUUCUCUGAGCAAAUGUCCUUGGCAGAGAAUUUCCUGUCUUAUGCCUUGCGGAGUGCAGUGAUCCCAGUAAUCAAUGACAGGAGGAAAUAGAAAAUCAGCUCAGUGGGAUGCAGAGAGUGAGGGAUGAUGAAGAAGUGAAGGUGGAAAGAAGCAGGUGGAAGAGUACAAGAAGAUACCUAUGAGGUAAACAGAGGUGAGGAGACUGCUGAAGAAGCAAGUGAGCUUUCCUCCUUUGAUGAGGAGAAAGGAGAUAGAAUCAUAGAAUUGUAGAAUGGUUGGGAUUGGAAAGGACCUUAAGAUCAUCUAGUUCCAACCCCCUGCCAUGGGUAGGGAUGUCUCACCCUAGAAUGAAAGGGAGGGAUGCAAGAGAAAAAGAGAAGCAAAUAGAAAUAGAGUUGAGCUUGAUCCAGAGAUUUGGGAAUACAUGACAAUAGGAGAGACACACAGGAUUAGAGGGUCAGAUUGAGAAGAAAAUGAAAAGAAGGUGGAGAACAAGUCUGAAUGGCAAAAAGCAGAAACCAGAUCUUGUGGCAGAUCCUGAAGAGGAGCAAGGGCAGGUCCCAGUGUCAGACAGCCAAGAGAUUUGAAGAGAUUUGUAUGCAACUUUUCUGUAGGAUUUUUUUGCUCUUGCAAUAGCUCCCUUGAGAAGCAGAAGGGCAGCUGGUUAAAGGGAAAUUGCAAAACAAACUGAGUUCCUUGAGAAAGAUGUGUCUGAUGUGCAUUUCGGAAUUACAUUCAAAUGGAUUUAUAUAUCUUCUUUCCAAAGAUAAACUGGGAAAAGGAUUUCCUCUCCUUAACUUGGCCCACACUACCUUGACUGGACCUGUAAUAAAAAUGAAUCCGGUGAGAAGACCAAUUUCUUGUUAUAGAAUACUGGUUCUUUGUCAGGCCUGUGCAUUUUUAUGUGUU